Molecule: messenger RNA, 1665 nt
Organism: Lycium barbarum (goji berry)
Lineage: Eukaryota; Viridiplantae; Streptophyta; Magnoliopsida; Solanales; Solanaceae
Exons: 3
Coding region: 1-1665 (554 amino acids)
Molecular function (GO): nucleic acid binding
Source: RefSeq, a predicted model, not a curated record
AUGACAAAAGCAAUUGUGAUACAUGACGAAGAGGCUCCGAAUAUCACCAACAACCCAUUUCCUGCUCACAACAAUGCUCAUGUUGAUGGGAUGAUUUGUGACAAUAGGGAAUACAAGAAAAUAGGCAAAAUAAUAAUGGAAAUUGACACCUUAAAAGAAGGGUUAGGUAUGGCGACAAAGUCCGCGCAAGAAGCACCAUUGAUUGUAAAAGGUGCAAGUUCUAAUGCAAAUCUCAGAGGCUCGGGGAAGCUGAUAUUGUGUGGUCAAAAUCAGAAUAGUUUAGGAAAGCUAAUAGAGCCAAUUGUGAUAAAACAGAAGACACAACUUCUAGUGACAAACAUGAAUACUGUCCCAUGGAACUAUCACAAAACCCCUGUGACUUACAAUGGCAGAGAGAUCAUUGAAGUAAUAGAUGAAACCGAUGGCUUAACCCGUUCUGGAAGGUGUUAUGCUCUAGAAGAAUUAAGAAGGGCCAAACAAGCUAGGGAUAGUCAAUUUCCAGUGAAAAAGCCUGUUACUGAAGAAGAGGCUGAAGAGUUCAUGAAGAAGAUGAAAGUUCAGGAUUACUCUAUUAUUGGCCAGUUAAGGAAAGCUCCUGCUCAUAUCUCAUUACUAUCUUUGCUCAUACCUUCUAAAGAGCACCGUCAAACAUUGAUUAGAAUUUUGAACGAAACAUAUUUUUCGGACAAAACAACCGUGAGUCACCUUGAAAAGAUGGCUAACAAAAUAUUUGAGGUGAAUAGAAUCACUUUCACCGAUAAUGAGUUGCCUGUGGAAGGAUCCAGGCAUAACAAGGCUUUGCAUUUUACUGUAAAAUGUGAAGAACAUUAUGUGAAAAGAGUCAUGAUUGAUGGAGGCUUGGGUGUGGACAUAUGCCUCCUUUCUACUUUGCAGAGUCUGAAAAUCAACAUAGACAGAAUUUGCACUAACAAUGUGGGCGUCAGAGCUUUUAAUGGCGCAAAUAGAGACACCAUUGGUGAGAUCGAUCUUACUUUGACAAUUGGACUUGUUGAUUUUGGGAUUAUGUUUCAAGUUAUAGACAUGGAUACCUCCUACAACUUGCUUUUAGGGAGGCCAUGGAUCCAUGCAGCCAGGGUGGUUCCAUCUACUUUACACCAAGUAGUCAAGUUUGAAUAUGAGAAACAAGAAAUCAUUGUUCACGGUGAAGAUGAUCUUUCAAUAUAUAGAGACCCAUCUGUCCCAUGCAUCGAGGACAUGGAAGGUUGUGCAUCCCUUGUAUAUCAGACCUUUGAGAUAGUGGUUGCUGAUCAGUUCAUCGAAAGGAAGUCUAUCCCAGAGCCUCGUCUCUUCUCUACUUCAGUCAUGGUGGCCACACAAAUGCUGCAAAAAGGUUAUGAGCCAGGAAAAGGUUUGCGAGUGUCGUUGCAAGGAAUUGUUGCCCCUAUCUCUCCAUUUGGUAAUCAAGAUACUUUUGGGUUGGGUUUUAGGCUAACUAAAGCUGACAGGAAAUGGGUAAAAGAGCAGAGAAAGAAGGUUUGGAAACUGCUGAAACCAGUUCCUCACAUUACCGAGUCCUUUUCUAGAUCCCGACUUGAAGAGAACCAUGAUGUGUCUGUCCAAGGUGACAUGGACAAAAUGUGUCAAGGUCUCAGCGAAUUGUUCUAUGAGGGUGGUAAUCCAGAUAGUUUAGGUUCUUUGCUUUGA